CCAAUCGCCAUCCCCUGGGACUAUAUAGCUCAGACCUGCAACUUUUUACUCGUUCAGGUUCUCCCCAAGCAGUUUUCAUUGGCUUAGGACAGCUGGCCCUCUCUCUGUCUCUCAGUCUCUGUCUCUCUUUCGGUCUGUCUGCCUCCUUCCCGCCUUCACUCUCUUUCUUCUCUUCUCCCUUUCUGUUUCUGUCUGUGUCUGUCUGUCUCUCUUUUUCCCCUCCUUCCCGCCUUCACUCUCUUUUUCUCCCUCUCUUCUCCCUCUCUCCGUCUGUCUCUGCCUCUGUCUCCCUCUCCUUUCUCCUCCCCCGACCCCCUCCUGCCAGGCUCCCCGGACCCCCUUGGGCUGGAGCUCAGGCCAGGGCUCCAAGUAGGGCAGGCUGGCUGGCUGCCUCGGGAGCCCGAACGUGCAAGUGCAUGCCUACACCCAGUCCACUUCUGUAAACACCGCGGAGGAAACGCCUGUCAGAGGAAAUCCUGUUCCAGGUUUUCGAGCAGCCCCCGUGAUGGACACAUGAUAUCAUUGGAGGCGGGCCUCGGUACGGAGGUGGAGGUGGAGGCUGAGCGCUGAAAUUCGGCUUCGGGGCGUGCGGGGCAGGCUUCUCCGAGGCGGCCGGGCGGGCAGGCAGGGCGCGCGCCGCAGCAACAGCCCGGCUCCCGCAGUGGCCAACCGGCAAAGCCUAGCAGGACCUGUCCCUGGAAUUCCAAUCGCGCUGGCUGCCCCGUGGGCCUGAGCGGAGCCGAGCGAGUGAGCUGGUCGAGACUGACAGCAGCAUCCCGGCCAGGUUACUGCACACUAGAGGUCACCGAGACGUCGGGGAGCUCUUCAGAAUCCCGUCCCUCCGUCCAAAGGGGGAAAAAGGAGGGGGAGGGGAGAUAACCCUUCCUAAACCUAAUUCACCGAGUCUCGGGAGAACUUUCCCAAAAGGGCCUCUUUGGGUACAGCCUUCCCGGGCCCCUUCGGACUGGUCUGCCGCCUUCGGCUCUUUUGGCAUCUCGAGGCCUGGCUGUGAACGCCGCUUUGAGAUCCACUCUUUGCAUCCAGGGCUGGAGCCUGGCUGCACCCCGCCCUAGUUUGGUAUUCUCAGCAUCGGCUGAGCGGAGGUUGGGAGGCUGAACAGCCCUUGCGCCCCAGCUGCCUGGGCAGCCGCGGAUUUGGCUCCGGGGCCCUUCCUAUCCUUUCCCUUUCUUCGGGAGACCCUUGGAAGACCUCGGGGAAGCACCCUGCCUGCGGCCCUCUCCCUGGAUAGAAGCCCCUCGGAAGGUGCUGUCCCUGUUCAACAGCUGAGCCAGAGAGCUGGGCUCCCGCGGAGAACUGCUAGCAAGGAUUGUCUCCUGCAGCCAAGAGGGGGCCAGGGGAAAGGCUCCUUCCAGCUGCCGCCGCCACCGCCGCAGGAGGAGGAGGAGGAAGAGAAGGAGGAGGCGGCGGCGGAAAGGAGAGGGAGGGGGCGUCCUCGGGCUCGCUAAGCCUCGGCUCGCCUCGCUUGGCCUUAGAGGGGAUGCCGACCGCCAGCCCUGGCUACGCAGUUUAAGGCUCCGCGCUGGCCCCCCGGCACUCAGUGGAUGCUACCUGGGUCGCGGUUGGACCCCUUCGCCCCUGGUGACCGCUCCGAAUUCGGUAGGAUUUCAGAUGCAUGCCAGGUUUCCAGUGAAUGCCAGAAGUCCAGCUCCCUCCCCAUGGAUCUUCCAAAUCCCCGCGGAAGUGGCGGCGGGUCAUUCGUGGUGAUCCAGCAGCCCUGCCCGGACAGGGAGAGCCCAAGCAGCGCCACCAUCCUGUCCCUGGACCAGAUCAAGGCCAUUCGAGGCAACAAUGAGUACACCGAAGGGCCUUCGGCGGCGCUCAAGAAGCCCGGCCCUCGUCUGGCGCCCAGGCCCGAAAAGCCCGAAAGGACUCACGAGAUCAUCCCCCUGAGCAUGAGUAACAGCGCCCCCGCCCCCGCCGCCUCGGAACAGCGCCCCCCAGGCCACUCCAGGGCCCCAGUGCUCAGUAGGUCCACCAGCACCGGCAGCGCCGCCAGCUCGGGCAGCAACAGCAGCGUGUCUUCGGAGCAGGGCCUGCUGGGCCGAUCCCCGCCCUCCCGGCCGGCGGACCGGGCCAUCCGGGCACAGCCAAAGCGCGCUUCCUCCGCCGGGGGCGGCGGCGGCACGGACGACCUGAAAGGCCCAGCCAAGGGGGAGCCAGAUGUGGCGGCGGCCCAGCACAAAUUCAUCUGUGAGCGCUGCGGCAAGUGCAAGUGCGGCGAGUGCACAGCACCCCGGGCGCUGCCCUCCUGCCUGGCCUGCGACCGCCAGUGCCUAUGCUCUGCCGAGAGCAUGGUGGAGUACGGCACCUGCAUGUGCCUCGUCAAGGGGCUCUUCUACCACUGCUCCAACGACGACGAGGGCGACUCGUGCGCGGACCACCCCUGCUCCUGCUCGCAGGCCCACUGCUGCUCCCGCUACCUGUGCAUGGGCACCCUGGCGCUUUGCUUGCCCUGCUUACUGUGUUACCCCCCCGCCCACGGCUGCCUCAAGCUCGGCCGCGGCUGCUACGACCGCGCCACCCGGCCAGGCUGCCGCUGCAAGAACUCCAACACUGUCUAUCGGAAGCUGGAGAGCGGCCCCUCCCGGGGGCAGGGCAAGCCCUCCUGAUGGGGGGAGGGGCGGACUCGAUAGCUGCGGGCUCCCACCUUCCACCCCUCCUCUUCCCUUCCCUCUGCUGCUGGAUCUGGCUCCUGGAUUUCCUCCCUCUCCUCCCGGGGAUGACCUUCAGCAACUGGGGAUGGAGCCCGCCUUGAACAAGGGGCUGGGGUGGGGGUGGGGGGGCUGAUCCUCCUCUCCUCCUUUGCGUCUCCGUCAUCGAGUGACCCAAGCCCCCCCUUGGGUGUUGGUGUUUGUUUGGUCUGUGCGUCUACUUCCGCGUGGUGGAGUGCUCAAAGAAUGAUGCAUUGCAUUUCUGGAGUAAGCUAGGGAAUGAAUGAAUGGCGUUCCCCUUGGAGCUUUUGUCCUGGGCUUGGAAUCCUCCCGGAAGGUGGAGACUAGUCUUCUUGGUGCAUAAAGUUUCCCUUCCUCCUCCCCCGCCCCCCCAGUGGAUUGCCAAGCGCGUCCUUCACUUCCUCCCAGAAUUCCUGAUUUUCUCUGUCCCUUGCUCACGGCCCCCCACCUUUUAGGUCUCUUCCCUCCCAUUCCCUGCUCCCUCUCUCAGUUUCUGCUGUCAUCGAGGUCACUUGGAUCCAUCGCUCACCUGGGUGGUAUUUGUAUAUCUGAGUUGUCUUCUGGGCCCCCUCUGGAGUCAUGGAAAAUGUGCCGGGCUCCCUGCCUCUCUCCCUGGCCUCCACACUCCCUCGGAGCCCUGCAGUGGAGCACACCCAUCCCGACCUGCCCCAGGCCAGCCUUGCCUUAGCCACAGCUGCCUUGUGGCACUGCCUGCCUUGUAUAUUGUAUGUAUAAAUCACAAAGUGGAAUUCUGACUAUUUUUAAGACAAAAGUCUGUUCAACUUUUUUAUUGUAAAGAAUAUUUAUUACGUGAAGCUCUAUUAUUUUAUGAUAUUUAUUGCAAAGAACUGUCGAAAUGUACUCUUGUCUGAAUAUAACAAAAAUAGCAGUACCUAACGAAAAAUAAGGGUGACGAAAGAAGUACCUAUGUUAACUAUAAUGCAGAAAAUAUAUUAAUUAAUGAAA
This is a messenger RNA of Monodelphis domestica (gray short-tailed opossum), 3659 nucleotides long. RefSeq names its product sprouty RTK signaling antagonist 1 (gene SPRY1). Gene Ontology annotation, biological process: negative regulation of fibroblast growth factor receptor signaling pathway; multicellular organism development; animal organ development. Gene Ontology annotation, cellular component: membrane; cytosol. The record is from RefSeq and is a predicted model, not a curated record. Lineage: Eukaryota; Metazoa; Chordata; Mammalia; Didelphimorphia; Didelphidae.